Molecule: messenger RNA, 3007 nt
Organism: Ectocarpus sp. CCAP 1310/34
Lineage: Eukaryota; Phaeophyceae; Ectocarpales; Ectocarpaceae
Source: the annotation of a GenBank genome assembly
ACAUUCACGAGGCGUAGGCUAGAGGUGGCGGUCGCUCCGACUAUUGGAAUACACCAACAGCAACUUCGCACUUGCUGCCCGCUGCAGCUCAAGGCACACCCGAGAAAAGUGAGCGUGAAGGCAGACAGGCAAGGGGUUCGGGUGAACAAGCGCUGCACAUCACCGGACGGACGUCAAGUCUUUUCCCGAGGAUUCGACUCUGGGAUCGGCAGGAGUGAGCCACGAAGUGUUGCAAAUAAUUGCCUUUCUUCAACAUACGGACACAGGCUGAGCACUGGCAAUUGUUGCGGAAGGCGGACAGCCAAGAUACACCAGGGACGAAGGAGGGGGGAAUCAAGAAAAGAAGAAGGUAUUCAAUCAAGCAUGACUUCUUUCUCGUCCGGGGGUGGUGGGGGUGCCGGUGAUGUCUUCAUCGGGUCAUUCAACAUCAACUCGGAGGAUCUCACAGUUGACGCUGCCAGGGCCUGGCUCAAGCAGGCAGAGGGUGCGGACAUCGUUGCCUUGGGACUGCAGGAAUGUGGUACCGUUCCAGCCAACCCGUUCCCGGAGCCAAUCAACGGCAAGGCGAUCGCGAUGUGGCAGCACGUCAAAGACGUCGCCGUCCCCGAGGCAAGAGUUGAAUGCGCCAAUCUCGUCGGCUGGGGGUCCCGUGGAAUGGCCGGGGUGGCCCAGGCAGCCGUGGCAGCGAAGCUGGCUGCAGCGCACAGGGGCGAGAGGGCCCAAGCGGGCGCUACAUCUACCGGUGUGACGAAAGCGCCGCUGGCCUGCGGCAGUGGGGGUGAUGCCGGGCAAGGACAGGAAGAGGAUGAUUCUUUCGAGGAGCCCCCGAGCAGCGGGCCGGUGCUGCUGGGUGGCUCUUCUGAGGGUUGCACGGGUAUGCGGCAGGAGUCUUACUACCUUCGGGGUGAGAUCGACGAAGGCCGGGACAACAAGAUGCUAGCCACCAUCGCCGACUGCAUCCCAGGACGGCAAUUGGUUGCCGAUGUGGCCAUGGGCGAGACGCCGACUCACGGCAAGAUUAAGGUCAACAUAUCAAGAAACUUGUCACCAAAGACACCCCCGCGAGGCGUCUCGGCGUCAUCAGCAGCAAUCGAGGCUGCGAUGGCAGCUGGCGCCAACCACGAAUCAAGCAGCGAAGGGUUGGACGCUGCCGGGUGCGACGGGCCUCUCGACGAGAGCGGAAGGCCGGACUGGUCUGCCGGGGACGUCGGUGCGGGGGGCGUCACCACCCAUCACAAUGGUAGCGGCAGUGCAGACCCCGCUAACGGCGCUGUGUUCAAGACCGUAGAAUGGUACGGAACUAUCCGUCUUCUUGUCUUCGUAAGAGAAGACCUCUACAAGAACCUUAGAGUUAAAACCGUGGUCAUUCCUGCCGGGGAUAAGCCUUCGGUAGUUGCCGAUGCUCCGGAGGACUACGCGAAGGACACCUCUCCGGACAAAGGCGCCGUGGCUUGCUACCUAGAGGACCCGUCGAGCGAGAGCCCGCUGCAGCUGGCGCUUGUUAACUGCCAUCUCUACGGCACGAACAAGUAUGGCGUGAAGGAGGCCGUCUUCGACAAGUACCGAAUGGCGCAACUCCGUGCGAUAGACUUGGCCCUCAAGGGCACUAUACCAACCGCGGCAACAGCGCCGCUCGUACUCUUCGGAGACCUCAACUUCAGGGUGGAGAUGCUGAGCGGAACGGAAGAUAAGGCUAAGGGCGGGAACGAUUUCCAGGCAGUCAGAGAGAUGGCGGAAAAGUGCAACUCCACGGUCCUACUCGACUUGUACAACAGAGCAGAUAGGCUGAGGCCACUGCUCGACGGAGAAAAAGGAGGAUGCAGAGAUAGCCCUUUCGCGGAAGGACACAGGGGAGAGACUGGUAGCGCUACGGGUGAUGAUGGCAGGGCGUCUCUCGAGGAUGCUGCGAUGCCGUGGCUACUCACGGGUUUGAGGGAUGGUUUGGGCCAAUCUCUUACUGCAGGUCAUCCGGUGCGACCAACCUUCACUUUUAAGCCCAAGGACGCCUCGAGUACUCCUCGCAGGUAUAACGACAAGCGGACUCCGUCAUGGACCGACCGCAUCUUGUGGCGAGGCUUUGAAGACGACGAGCGCCUUGACGCCCAUCCCCAACAAGAAGGCUCUCCUAGAGGACAACCUGUUUCUGGCGCUGGUCGUGCUAUCAACAGCACCUUCGCCUCGGUACAGGAAGUGAUCGCGUCGGACCAUGAGCCCGUCUUCUGCGUGCUUGGCCUACCACGUAAGAUUAUCGCACACGGCAGGGCGUAGUCUGUUGUGGCUGCUGCGGCGCGUUGCUGUCUGUACUUUCAACAACCUCUACUGUACCAUCCUAUACCAAUACCUCCGCUGCGGUGCUCUUGAAGGCGAUGAGACGAAUCACAUCUCGCCAACAGUCUGAAAAGCUAGUUUCACCUAUGAAAGACAAACAGCGGGGUAGUGUAGAGAGGGCACAGACGGAAAGUAGGACCCAUCCAUUGCUUCAACCCGGCAACUAAGGUCCGACCAUACCAAUUAUUUCUCCGCGAUUAUUUUCCGAAGUCUACCUAGCUCGUUGGCGUUUGUGUUCCACAGACCAAUCACAUCCGGCCUUCACCGUGUCAAGGUGUGAGACACGCAUGUCAUGAUGCCAUGCAAGGCUGUAGUACGCCCUGUGUUUGUGUCCACGCACCCCUCUGACACCGGCGGGCGAGCUCUUAGCUCUUCUUCUCUUCGUUAAGUUUUUCCCGAACUAAGCGCACAUGAUCUUCCACCCGAACCAAGCGUACAGUAUCUACAACAAAAGGAUACACGUGAACAAUCAAAAGAGAAGCUCUUGUAGGCCAGCUUGAUCCAAGCGAUCAGUCAGACAACACACCUAUUCCGAAGCAAACAAGCCCCAGGUAGAGAUUCAAUUGUUAGCUGAAACGUGUACUGCUGAGGUAUCCGUGUUGUUUGUAGCAUACCACACGCUCACAUUGUCGCAUAGACCGCUACUGCUGCAUCAUCGCAGUACAGCAUUAGCCAUGAU